CUGCGUGCCCGGUCCACGUGAGGGAGGCGGGGGAACCUGCCCGGCCGGUAGGUCGCGAUCGCUGCAGCCGGUCCCAGGAGGCAGACAGAUCCUCAGGGAUCCCCCUUACCUGCCUCUCCCUAGGUGCCCCGAGUCCCCGGGAUCUGGCCGGAGCAGCGGAUCCCUGUGCGGUCAGGGCGGCGAUGGAGGGCACCCGGGAUAACCCCGCUGCCCCCGGGUCUGCAGGGGCGUCGCCUCCCGAGGACGCGGAGGGGCCCCCCCGGCCCCUGGAGGCGGCCCCCACGAAGCUCUGCGGGUAUCUGAGCAAGUUCGGCGGCAAAGGGCCCCUGCGAGGCUGGAAGUCCCGCUGGUUCUGCUACGACGAGAAGAAAUGUCACCUGUACUACUCGCGCACCGCGCAGGACGCCAACCCCCUGGACAGCAUCGACCUGGCCUGCGCGGCCUUCGACUGCAAGGCGGAUGCGGAGGAAGGGACCUUCGAGAUCAAGACCCCCAGCAGGGUCAUCACCCUGAAGGCCGCCGACAAGCAAGUGAUGCUGUACUGGCUGCAGCAGCUGCAGAUGAGACGCUGGGAGUUCCACAGCAGCCCGCCCGCUCCACCAGAAGCUGCCCUGACAGGGAACGGGCCCGCCCUGCGCCUUGAGCUAGAGCAAGAGGAGGCAGAGCCGGAAUUCCUGCACCCGGUGAAAACGCCUGCUGGGCAGGUGGGCCUGGAAGCUGCCUUGAGACCAGUCCCCGCCCUGCCCUUGGCUCUUCAGAACAUUUCCCUCAAGCACCUGGGAACUGAAAUACAAAACACAGUGCACAGCUUCCGGGGCAACAGGCAGGCCCAGGGAACUGGCCAGGGACUUCCUGGAGAAGAGGCUCCCCUCAGCGGGGAGCCCCAGAGGGAGGAGCAACCUUCGCCCCAUGAGCCCAGCACCCCAGGAAAAGAUCCAGCAGAUAUGCUGAAGUCUAUACCCAAGUCCUCUCUGACCAACAGACUGACUCAGAAAGACAAACGCCACAACAACACCUUCCCAUUCUUUCCGGAUGGACUCAUGCGGAGCCGAACUGCCCAGGAGAAAGUGUUGUCCCUGGAGCAGCAGGUCCUGACACUUAGCAAGGAGUUACAGUCUCAGAAGGACUUGGUGAAGAUCCUGCACAAGGCCCUGGAGGCAGCCCAGCAGGAGAAGAGGGCGUCCAGCGCUUACCUGGCGGCCGCCGAGGACAGGGACCGGCUGGAGCUGGUGCGGCACAAAGUGCGGCAGAUCGCGGACCUGGGCCGGCGCGUGGAGGCCCUGGAGCAGGAGCGGGAGAGCCUGGUGCAGGCGGCCAACCUGCAGCAGCAGGAGCUGCAGGAACUGCAGCAGCACGUGCAGCUGCUCAUGGACAAGAACCAGGCCAAGCAGCAAGUCAUCUGCAAGCUCUCGGAGAAGGUCACCCAGGACUUCAUGCAGCCCCCCGGCAGAGACUUCCUGAGCCAGCAGGAGAAGAUAGAGCACCUGAAGGAUGACAUGGAAGCGUACAAAACCCAGAACCGCUUUCUGAACUCCGAGAUCCACCAGGUCACGAAAAUCUGGAGGAAGGUGGCCGAGAAGGAGAAAACCCUCCUGAUGAAGUGUGCCUACCUCCAAGCCAGGAACUGCCAGGUAGAGAGCAAGUACCUGGCCGGGCUGCGGAGGCUGCAGGAGGCCAUGGGGCCAGGGGCCGGCGAGUGCUCGGAGCUGCUGAGGCAGCUGGUCCAGGAGGCGCUGCAGUGGGAAGCGGGGGAGGCUGCGGCCGACAGUGUCCAGCUCAGCCCCAUCAGUGAAUAUGACGAGUACGGUUUCCUGACGGUGCCCGACUACGAUAUGGCGGACCUGAAGCUACUGGCCAAGAUCCAGGCCCUGGAGGUGCACUCCCGCAACCUGCUGGACCAGGAGGCCGGUGAGCGGCCCCUGCGGGAGCGCUGGACAGCCCUGGAGGAGCUGAGCCCCUCUGCCGAACUCAAGCAGCUGCUGCGGGCGGGCGUGCCCCCGGAGCAGCGGCCGCGGGUCUGGAGGUGGCUGGUGCGCCACCGUGUCCAGCGCCUGUACUCCCCCGACCGCUACCAGGAGCUGCUGGCCCGGGGCCUGACCUGCGAACACCCCGCCGCCCGCCAGAUCGAGCUGGACUUGCACCGCACCUUCCCCAACAACAAGCACUUCACCUGCCCAACCUCCACUUUCCCGGACAAGCUUCGCCGGGUGCUGCUGGCCUUCUCCUGGCAGAACCCCACCAUCGGCUACUGUCAGGGCCUGAACAGGCUUGCGGCCAUCUCUCUGCUGGUCCUGGAUGAAGAGGAGAGUGCCUUCUGGUGCCUCGUGGCCAUCGUGGAGACCAUCUUGCCAGCUGACUACUACAGCAAGACACUGACAGCUUCCCAGGUGGACCAGCGGGUGCUCCUGGACCUGCUCGAGGAGAAGCUGCCCCGGCUGAUGGCCCACCUGGGGCAGCACCGUGUGGACCUCUCCGUCGUCACCUUCAAUUGGUUCCUCGUGGUCUUUGCAGACAGCCUCAUCAGCAGCAUCCUCCUGCGGGUCUGGGACGCCUUCCUGUAUGAGGGCACCAAGGUGGUGUUCCGCUAUGCCCUGGCCAUCUUCAAGUACAAUGAGGAGGCCAUCCUGAGACUGCAGGACAGCCUGGAGAUCUACCAGUACAUGCGCUUCUUCACCAAGACCAUUGGCGACACCCGGAAGCUGACCAGCAUCGCCUUCAGCGACAUGAACCCCUUUUCUAUGAAGCAGCUGCGGCAGCUGCGGGCGGUGCACCGAGAGCGGCUAGAGGCUGAGCUGCGGGAGCUGGAGCGGUUCAAGGCCGAGUACUUAGAGACUCGGGUGUGCCAGGGCCCAGCAGUGCCCGAGGGCUGCGCCAGUGAGGACGAGGGCGAGGCCUGACCCGGCCACCCAGGGCUCCUCCCCAAGUCCCCUCUCUGAGCCUCGGGAACCCGGUGAGGACACAGGACGCUGUCUGCUGUGAAACCAUCGACGGCCUCCAUCCCGGUGACCUAGGGACGCUGUCCCUUCUGCUCUCCUCCACGGAGCAGGUUGGCACAGGCAAGAGCACAGUGCCAGGAGAGGAACCUCGACCGCCCGCUGUGUUUUAUUUGUGUAAAGCGGUGUAAACAGUGGAAGUAGUGGAAACAAAAAGCUUCGGGUUUUGUUGUU
Molecule: messenger RNA, 3167 nt
Organism: Erinaceus europaeus (western European hedgehog)
Lineage: Eukaryota; Metazoa; Chordata; Mammalia; Eulipotyphla; Erinaceidae
Gene: TBC1D2
Product: TBC1 domain family member 2
Exons: 13
Coding region: 183-2897 (904 amino acids)
Source: RefSeq, a predicted model, not a curated record